GCCAAGCUAGAGCCUGAUUCGACUCGGGAGCUGAAGCCGUCGUUUCUAAAAGGGCCAGUGGUGCAGUGCGCCCUCUCUCGGCUUGCAUUUUAACACAUGAAUGUGGUGUGUGUAAGAAAGGGACUUUCCGCCGGUCCGUCGCUCCGUUUAUGCAGUGUGUUUCGGUUAUUCAAUGCAAAUCUAGAGGGUUUUUUUCCUCGGAAUUAGUUUCCUGCUCUCUCGACCAGCAGGAGACCCACAAUGUUCGGCUGUUUGGUCGCUGGACGAUUGGUCCAGACGGACAUGCAACAGAUAGACGACACUCAUGUCCUCUUCAACAUUUUCAAUGCGGCUACCAUCAACCACAUCGUUGUCUUCCUGACCGGAAUCAAAGCGUUUCCAGAGGGAAUGGGCGGGGCCAUCUACUUCAGUUGGCCGUCACCGGAGGGCGAAAUGGUCUGGAUGUUUCUCGGUUUCAUCACCAACGAUAAGCCAAGUGCCAUUUUUAAAGUAGUCGGCUUAAAGAAAGGAAGUUCUGCAAACAACUCAUUCAUGCAGUCUAUGCCUGUACAGCAGCCGAUGAAGACGAUGUCACAGAUUGGAAUCUCUGUGGAACCCCUUCACGUUAUCCAGCAUCAGAUACCAGCAGAAACUACUCAGACGUCGACUUUGACCAGCUUCUCAGAGUUCUCCAUGAAGAUGUUGGAGAACUUCUACAACUACGCCUCGUCGUUCGGAAUAAACCAGUCGCAGAUGACACCCCAGCCAAACGUCAGCUGGAUCCCCAUGACGGUCCUAGAUAAAUGGUUUCAGAACUUCAAGAAAAAAAUGGCUCAAGAUCAGAAUUUUUGGAGGAAGUAGCUGUACUUCGGUAAUUUUAGUAUUUUAAAAAUUUUAAGAUUUGGGUACUUUUUGUAACACAAAGUAGAAAGCUUCCCUUACAAUAUUACUUGCUGAGGUGCUGUAGUUUUUGAGAAAUGAGUACAAAAACAAGUCACCAAAAGCAUUUUUCUCUCACUCUCAGUGAUUGCAAGUAAAAACGUAUUAACCAGUUACAUGUAUGGUAUGUUAUGGUUUUUACAUGCUAAAACUGAGACUAAAAUAACU
Molecule: messenger RNA, 1086 nt
Organism: Asterias rubens (European starfish)
Lineage: Eukaryota; Metazoa; Echinodermata; Asteroidea; Forcipulatida; Asteriidae
Product: protein Hikeshi-like
Exons: 4
Coding region: 241-840 (199 amino acids)
Biological process (GO): protein import into nucleus
Cellular component (GO): nucleus; cytosol
Molecular function (GO): Hsp70 protein binding; nuclear import signal receptor activity
Source: RefSeq, a predicted model, not a curated record